Molecule: messenger RNA, 2105 nt
Organism: Oncorhynchus nerka (sockeye salmon)
Lineage: Eukaryota; Metazoa; Chordata; Actinopteri; Salmoniformes; Salmonidae
Gene: c9
Product: complement component 9
Exons: 12
Coding region: 37-1833 (598 amino acids)
Biological process (GO): complement activation
Cellular component (GO): membrane attack complex
Molecular function (GO): protein binding
Source: RefSeq, a predicted model, not a curated record
AAGACAUACCAAACUUCUGUUUAUCAUUCUGCCGUUAUGAGGACUGAGGUAGCUGCUGCUCUUCUCUUGGGGUUCUGUGCUGUGGCUGUGUCUGGUGAUGAAAACAGAACAGGCAAACGGGACACUCGGGAGGUCAAGGUGGCUCCCCCUGACCCGGUGGACUGUGUCUGGAGCCGCUGGUCUGAGUGGACCCCCUGUAACAGCUGCACCAAGAUACGGCACCGUUCUCGGAGUGUGGAGGUGUUCGGCCAAUUUGGUGGGAAGCCCUGUCAAGGACAGCCAAUAGGAGAGCAGCAGGCGUGCACCAGUGAAGCUGUGUGUGAACAGGCCCAGCCCUCUGAGUGCUCCAGCACUGAGUUCACUUGUGAAUCAGGUGCAUGUAUUAAGUUGAGACUGUCGUGUAACGGAGACUAUGACUGCGAGGACGGGUCAGACGAGGACUGUGAGCCCGUACGUAAGCCCUGUGGCACAAAGUUGUACGACACCAACGAACAGGGCAGGACUGCCGGAUACGGAAUCAACAUCUUGGGCAUGGAGCCCCGUAUAAACCCCUUCAACAACGACUACUUCAAUGGGAUGUGCAACAAGGUGAAGAACACCAAUAACAACGAGUACAACAGGCUGCCUUGGAACGUGGGCUUGCUCAACUAUGAGACUAUAGCAGAGGAGACCGUUUCCAAAGAGAUCUAUGAGGACACAUACACCCUCCUGAGGGAACUGAUGACUGAGACCAAGUUGACUGUGAGCGCUGGGUUGAACAUAAAAUUCACCCCCACAGAAAAGUCUAUGGCCAAGUCCAAUACGACUGUGUCAGGAGGGGUUGGGUUGGAUGCUGAGUAUGACAGGACACAGAUGAUCAAGGAAGUCUCGGAGUACACUACCAUCAAGAACAAGAGUUUCAUGCGUGUGAACGGCCAUGUGCAGCUGAGCACCUAUAGGAUGCGUUCCCGGGACCUUCAGGUGGCUGGGGAGUUUUUAGAGCAUGUCAAGUCUCUACCUCUGGAGUACGAGAAAGGACAGUACUUCAGCUUUCUGGAGGACUAUGGGACUCACUACACCAGGAAUGGGAAGUCUGGAGGAGAGUACCAGCUGGUCUACGUUCUCAACCAGGACACCAUCAAGGACAAAAAGCUGACUGAGAGAAAGCUCCAGGACUGCAUUAAAGUUGGAAUCUCAGCAAACUUUGACACCAACAUCGGGAUUGGAGGAGAUGCCCACAUCAGACCCGGACACUGUAAAGACACUGUGAAUAAAAACACAGCUGAGAAGGAGGGCAAGGCGCUGGUGGAUAAGGUGAUAACUGUAGUCAGGGGCGGAACCCCGGAGGCCGCUGUCGCCAUGAGAACCCAGAUAACGAAGGAGGGGCUAAUGGACGUGAAGACCUAUCAGAACUGGGCCCGGACAGUGGGCGAUGCCCCUGCACUCCUCAGCAGUGAGCCAGAACCCAUUCAGACCCUGAUCCCACUGAGUAUGCCUGAUGCGAACACCAGGAGGCUUAACAUGCAGAGAGCCACUCAGGAGUACGAGGCUGAGUACAGUGUGUGCAAGUGUAAGCCCUGUCACAACGGGGGCUCUCUGGCCCUGCUGGACGGGAAGUGCCUGUGUCUCUGUCUGCCCCAGUUUGAAGGUCUGGCCUGCCAGGAUGCCAAGGCUGAUAACAAUAAGAAUACUAAAACCCCCGUGGAGAGGGUUCCUCAGGAGGGGAACUGGUCGUGUUGGGGAGCCUGGUCAGGCUGCAGUGGAGGAAAACGUAUCAGGACCCGCAGCUGUAACACACAGGGCCUUUCUGAUGCCACCUGCAGGGGAGACAUAGUCACUGAAGACUAUUGCUGAGCACACUCAUACAGAACACUAUGAUGACACUGCAUAACUAACGGAACCCCAUACAUGUAGACAAAGAGGAGUUAAUGCAUCUUAUACACAUGUUCGCUCACUCACUCAUACUCAUACACACACGCAAACACAUCCACACGCACGCGCCAGACACACACACACACCUGUCAUUUUUUUAUAUUAAAAACUGUAUCAACGUAUUCCUUGAAGUAGGCCUAGUUCUGUUUUACAAAUCAACAUUGCCAAUAAAGUUUGACCUUUUAUUGAGAGUU